UGGGUUUCUUCAUCAAGAACAAGAUACAGCAAACACAGAAAUUUAUUUUUCCUUUCGAGGCAUAAUUCAAAUUAUUGGCGAGAAAUCUGAAUCAUCAAAACGAAGAUGUUGUUUCAAGUGGGAGGACAAGGGACACGUCCCACCUUCUUCGAGAUGGCCGCUGCUCAACAGCUCCCCGCAAGUCUUCGAGCCGCUCUUACUUACUCUAUUGGCGUGUUGGCAUUAAGAAGACCGUUUCUCCACAAGGUUUUAGACUAUGAAGAUGAAUUCUUUGCUUUACUUAUGCUGGUUCUUGAAACCCAUAGUUUACGAAACACAGAUGCCUCUUUUUCUGAGUCACUCUAUGGUUUGCGAAGGCGAGCAGUGAAAAUAAAGGUAAAAAAGGAUGAUGCCAAACUGAAGAUGAAUGAUGAAAUUCAUCAUUCUGGAUUAGAAAAGCGCCAAAAAGUUCUUUCAGUUGUAUUUAUGGUUGUCUUGCCGUAUCUUAAGUCGAAGUUGCAUUCAGUAUAUAACAAAGAAAGGGAAGCCAGGUUGCAAGCCAGUUUAUGGGGUCCUGGUGCUGAAAGAUUUGGUGAUGCAGACUAUUUUGAUGAUGGGGGAGGUUCUCUUGUUUCUAGUGAAACUUUGGAUACAGUAACAUCAGUUAGAACACGUUUGACGAGGAAAAUUCAGAAAGUCAUAUUUGCUUGCUAUCCAUGGGUACAUGCUAGCUGUGAAGGAUUAUCAUUUACUUACCAGCUCUUAUAUCUGCUGGAUGCUACUGGGUUCUAUUCUGUAGGGUUGCAUGCUUUAGGAAUUCAUGUUUGUCGAGCUACAGGGCAAGAACUGAUGGAUAAUUCUUCUAGAAUUUCAAAGAUACGUACCCGUGAACGUGACAGACUUCAUGGCCCUCUUUGGUUGAAGAAAUUACAGGGAGCGUUGCUUAGCUGUACGUAUGCCAUGCUCGACUAUGCACAGACUGGCUUGAUUGCAGCAGUGUUCGUUUUUAAAAUGAUGGAGUGGUGGUAUCAAUCUGCUGAGGAGAGAAUGUCAGCCCCAACUGUAUACCCACCUCCACCACCGCCUCCACCCCCACAGGUUGCCAAGGAGGGUAUUCCACUGCCACCUGAUAGAACAAUCUGUCCACUGUGCUCGCAGAAGCGUGCAAAUCCAUCUGUAGUUACAGGCUCAGGGUUUGUUUUCUGCUAUGCUUGCAUAUUCAAGUACAUUUCUCAGUAUAAGCGCUGCCCAGUGACAUUGAUGCCGUCGAGCGUUGAGCAGAUCCGACGGCUCUUUCACGAUGUAUAGACAUUAGACACAGACACAUCUUAGCGAGUAAGCAAAUAUACCAAGAAAUGAGCAGUGCCUGUACAAGCCAAAUGAAACUGAAAGUGGCAUAGAGUUAACGUUAUAGUUGCCAUACUACCAAUUCUUUUGUCUUUUAAGCCAUUUGUAAGCCUGGAUUGUCCCUGCCAGAGGGAUGAUUUUACAUAUUUGAAUCCAGUUUUAGAAUGAAUUGAUGUUUUCUUAUCUUAACGGCAAUUCGUUGGCUUCCCUUUCCUACAAUUUUCGAUGAAUCAAAUCCAUUGAUCA
This is a messenger RNA of Pistacia vera, 1572 nucleotides long. Its product is annotated as peroxisome biogenesis protein 12. Gene Ontology annotation, cellular component: peroxisomal importomer complex; peroxisomal membrane. The transcript is spliced from 10 exons. Bases 106 to 1287 code for a protein of 393 amino acids. Gene Ontology annotation, molecular function: protein binding; ubiquitin-protein transferase activity; zinc ion binding. Gene Ontology annotation, biological process: protein import into peroxisome matrix; protein monoubiquitination. Lineage: Eukaryota; Viridiplantae; Streptophyta; Magnoliopsida; Sapindales; Anacardiaceae. The record is from RefSeq and is a predicted model, not a curated record.